Molecule: messenger RNA, 309 nt
Organism: Mesorhabditis belari
Lineage: Eukaryota; Metazoa; Nematoda; Chromadorea; Rhabditida; Rhabditidae
Source: the annotation of a GenBank genome assembly
AUGCUCUCGCUUCUGCUUUUCGUUUUGUUUUUGAUCGGCGGUACAUCAGCUGCCUCAUGCAUCGACUGUAUCUGUCAACAUGAAUCGGGUUGUGCUCCGAUUGGCUGUGAAAUGGAUUUGGGAUCGUUGUCGUGUGGAUACUUUCAGAUCAAGCUCCCCUAUUAUCAAGACUGUGGAAAGCCCGGGCAGAGAAAUGGGGAAUCGGAUGAGGAUGCUUGGAAGAGGAUUCACAAUGGAGGACCCUACGGCUGCUCGGAUACUCGCACCGAUGUCUACUGGGCUUGGGUGAAGAAUUGCUGUGGUUGCUCG